This is a messenger RNA of Terrapene triunguis (Three-toed box turtle), 685 nucleotides long. RefSeq names its product phospholamban (gene PLN). Gene Ontology annotation, biological process: negative regulation of heart rate; negative regulation of ATPase-coupled calcium transmembrane transporter activity; negative regulation of calcium ion import into sarcoplasmic reticulum. The coding region runs from base 292 to 450 and encodes 52 amino acids. Gene Ontology annotation, cellular component: membrane; sarcoplasmic reticulum. Gene Ontology annotation, molecular function: ATPase inhibitor activity. Lineage: Eukaryota; Metazoa; Chordata; Testudines; Emydidae. The transcript is spliced from 3 exons. The record is from RefSeq and is a predicted model, not a curated record.
GACAGACUCAGACAAGUUGCCAGAGAAGUCCAGACAAAGUUUCCCACAGCUCAGAACACAUUAUCUUAUAACUCACUAAUAAUCAUCAGCAGAGGAGUUGUUUCCAGAAGGAAGCAGUAGUACUUCUCAUUUUGCCUGCAAGAGGCAUUUGUCUCGGGACAUUUAGCUCCACACAGAUUCUCUAAACCAAAAUCUGAAGAUAAUAACCACUUUGCACUGUUCCUGACAACUUCUGUUUUUUACCUGCACUUCUUCUAAAACCUGACUUGUGCUCUCUGCUUUCCUGUUGCCAUGGAGAAGGUCCAGCACAUAACCCGCUCUGCCAUGAGGAGAGCCUCAACUAUUGAGGUGAACCCACAAACACGCCAAAAGCUCCAGGAGCUCUUUAUAAAUUUUUGUCUUAUUUUAAUAUGCCUCUUGCUUAUCUGUAUCCUUGUGAUGCUUCUCUGAAGUUCCACAGAAUCUUUGCUUCCCAUUGCACUAUCCUAUAAGAAAGCCACACCAAAAGGGAAAAAAAGAACUAAACAAGAAACUCCCAAGGCAAGAAUACCCAUGUGAGCAGGUCGAGCAGUUGGACUAAAACAGUCUCGUCAACCACUGCACCAUUUUCGGACUAGCCAUUGUAAACACAUUAAAAAGCACUUCUGUACUGAACAGUGAUUUAAAGCCUACUGGUACAAAGCUG